This is a messenger RNA of Penicillium verhagenii, 1734 nucleotides long. Its product is annotated as NCS2 family permease. The record is from RefSeq and is a predicted model, not a curated record. NCBI's taxonomy places the organism in Eukaryota, Fungi, Ascomycota, Eurotiomycetes, Eurotiales, Aspergillaceae. The coding region runs from base 1 to 1734 and encodes 577 amino acids. Gene Ontology annotation, cellular component: plasma membrane. Gene Ontology annotation, biological process: transmembrane transport. Gene Ontology annotation, molecular function: purine nucleobase transmembrane transporter activity. The transcript has 3 exons.
AUGGGAUUCAGCAGCUGGAUCCACGAUACCAACCUGCGGGUUGCGCAGAGCCUCGUGGGGAGAUGGUUUCGACUGGAAAACGCAGGACAUCCUAAGGAAAGAAAGGGUAGCUUCUUCUUCACGGAAAUGCGCGCGGGACUCGCGACUUUCUUCGCGAUGGCAUAUAUCAUCUCCGUCAACGCAAAUAUCACAUCGGAGACAGGUGGCACGUGUGUCUGUCCUGAGGAGAGCAUGUCUGAUUUUUGCGCCACAAACGCCCAAUACCUUAUCUGCGUGCAAGAAGUGAAACGCGACAUGGUCACUGCAACUGCUGCAAUUGCCGCUCUUUCAACAUUCUGCAUGGGUCUUUUCGCCAACUUACCAAUCGCGCUCGCUCCGGGAAUGGGCUUGAAUGCCUACUUCGCCUACACUGUUGUCGGUACCCACGGUUCGGGAUUGAUUCCAUAUCGCGUGGCUUUGACCGCCGUUUUUGUCGAGGGCUGGGUCUUCCUCGGCUUAACGUUGAUUGGUAUGCGACAAUGGCUGGCUCGCGCACUUCCUGCUUCUAUCAAGCUUGCCACAGGUGUUGGAAUUGGUUUAUACCUUGCCCUUAUUGGCCUGACCUACAGCGCUGGAAUUGGCUUAGUGCAAGGUGCAUCUGACACCCCCAUUCAGCUGGCAGGGUGUGCGGCGCAGUAUUUUGAUGACGAAACCGGUCUCUGUAUUAGUAGCGAAAAGAUGCGCAGUGCAACCAUGUGGGUUGGUAUCUUCUGCGGUGGUUUUCUUACAGCCCUGUUGAUGAUGUACCGGGUCAAGGGUGCUAUUAUCAUUGGUAUUCUGCUUGUCUCGAUCAUUUCAUGGCCUCGAACAACUCCUGUGACUUACUUCCCAUACACGGAGCUGGGAACGAGUAUGUUCGAUUUCUUCAAGAAAGUUGUAACUUUCCACCCAAUCACACAUACUCUGGUUGCGCAGGAGUGGGAUAUUUCCGGCCACGGAUCACAAUUUGGCCUCGCUUUCAUUACAUUCUUAUAUGUCGACAUUUUGGACACCACUGGAACCAUGUACUCCAUGGCUCGGUUUGCAGGUGCCAUCGACGAGCGAACCCAAGACUUCGAAGGAAGUGCAGUCGCCUACAUGGUCGACGCAAUCUCCAUCUCCAUCGGUGCUCUUUUGGGCAGCCCACCAGUGACAGCAUUUGUCGAAUCCGGCGCUGGCAUCUCAGAAGGCGGCAAAACAGGCCUCACGUCCUGCAUGACCGGAUUCGCAUUCUUCAUCUCUGUUUUCUUCGCCCCAAUUUUCGCCUCUAUUCCUGCAUGGGCAACGGGCUGCACCCUCGUAAUUGUCGGUGCGCUUAUGGCGAAAUCAGCCGCCGACAUCAACUGGAAGUACUACGGCGAUGCGAUCCCAGCCUUUUUGACAAUCGCCAUCAUGCCGUUCACAUACAGCAUCGCGUACGGACUGAUUGCUGGGAUUUUGAGCUAUAUCCUGCUUAACACCAUUGCGUGGAUCUUGGAGAAGGUUAGCGGCGGUCGGAUUGUUCCUCCCAACAAAGAUGAGUCGGAUCCUUGGUCUUGGAAACUUCCAGGUGGCGUCUUGCCCCCGUGGGUUAAGCGGGCUGCGCGGGGUCAGAAAGACUUUUGGCGACGCGACGAAGAAAGUCUUGAGCUCGAGGAAUCUGGAUCGUUUAACUCGUCCCAGCAGGAGCGUGUUGCUCCUGAAAAGGAACAAGGAUCUGGAAAUCCCCCGAGAUAG